Messenger RNA from Meleagris gallopavo (turkey), 1533 nucleotides. RefSeq names its product transmembrane protein 231 (gene TMEM231). NCBI's taxonomy places the organism in Eukaryota, Metazoa, Chordata, Aves, Galliformes, Phasianidae. Gene Ontology annotation, cellular component: ciliary transition zone; ciliary membrane. The record is from RefSeq and is a predicted model, not a curated record. Gene Ontology annotation, biological process: cilium assembly; regulation of protein localization.
CGGUUCCUUAGCAACCACUGGAACGCGGCGUUUCCGGCUCGCGGACGGAGGGGCGGGGCUGCGGCGAACGGCACGGAAUCGCGGGGGAAACGAGGCUGCGGAGCGGUCUGUUCGGCGGCGCUGCCGCGAUGCCGGCAGUCACGCUGCGGGUCCCGACGCCGUAGCGACUGCCCUCCUGCUGCUGUCCCUGGGCGCUCCCCGCUUCGCCGCAACCGUCCGUCCCGGAACGUGCGAACCAGUGUUCACCGGCUGACGCGCCCGUUCCAGCACGUGGGGAAGCCCAGCUUCGGUCACUCAGUGUUCGCCGCUGCUGUGGGCGCGGGAUGACGGGCGUGGAGCUGUUCUCGCACCCCACGCUUCACACGCGCUACCGCGCUGGGCUCUGCUCCGCUGCCGUGCUGGCGCUACUGCUCAUCGCCGUGCUCACCUACGUGCCGCCGUUGCUGGUGGCCUACAGGAGCCACGGUUUCUGGCUGAAGCAGAACGCGUACCGAGAGCAGCCCACGGUCCGGUUCCGGUACGAAGUGCUUUUCGUGGCCACCACCGGGCCUGGCCCGGGUGGCUUCCUGGCAUGGAGCACGUUCCCAGCAUUCAACCGGCUCCAGGAGGACCGGCUGCGCGUCCCGCUCCUGUCGACUAGAGAAGAAGACAAAAAUCAAGAUGGCAAAAUGGAUCAGUUGCAUUUUAAAUUGGAGCUUCCACUACGACCUACAGAGCAUGUAGUUGGUGUUCAACUGAUUUUGAUCUUUUCCUACCACCUUUAUAGAAUGUCGACAUUCGUGAUGCAGAGCAUGGCUUUUCUUCAGUUUUUUUCUCCUGUACCAGGAUCUCAGCUCUAUGUGAAUGGAGACCUGAAACUGAACCAGAGGCAAUUACUUAACCAUUGUGGGCUAGAUACUAGAUACAAUGUGUCUGUGGUCAACGGCACAAGUCCUUUUGCAAGUGACUAUGAUCUAAAAAACAUCAUUGCAGCGUAUCGAGAUAGAAAUGUGACAACAGUAUUUUCAGAUCCUAACCCCAUUUGGAUGACUGGAAGAGCAGCACAUGCACCAUUUAUCGUUAAUGCCACUAUUCAUUACCCAGUGGAAGCUAUCUUGUAUCAGCCAGGAUUUUGGGAAAUGAUUAAAUUUGCCUGGAUCCAGUAUGUCAGCAUUCUCCUCAUCUUUCUUUGGGUGUUUGGUAGGAUUAAAAUGUUUGUGUUCCAGAAUCAGGUGUUUGCUACGACUCCAGUUUCGCCAAUUCUGCCAUUGUCUCCGGUAUUGUCCUACAAACAGCAUCAGUCCUGAGGAAACGACUGAAAACUUUUAAGAAUGUGGUUUAAAAAUAAGUACCUACUUUCUUUCUCUGUACAUUUUCUUUUUUCUUUAGAAGAUCAGAACCUUGUAAGUAUGUUCUGUUCUUGCUACAUCUUGUGAUGAAAGGAUGUCAUUUUCUUUUUUUAAAAUGUGUGCGUGUUCAUGUAUUUCUGUAGGAACAUUGCCUUGGGACUGAAAUGUUUAAUUUUGAACAGUUAAAGAAGAACUUGGUUUGUGG